AUGGGCUUGAGUGUUGUAUUGCUUUUGAUCAAACUGUCAUUAGUAGCCUCCACACUGGCAUCGCCGGCGCCACCGCCUGCCGCCGUCAAGAAAUUGGGCUGCGAUACCAUGUGCGGGGACGUGAAAAUCUCUUAUCCUUUCGGCACAACCAAAGACUGCUUCAAAGAUCCUCAUUUUCUGAUAACUUGCAACACUUCCUCUGGAUUCCCCGUUCCUUAUCUAGGAACAAAAACCACUAUCCAAGUUCUCAACAUCUCUGGGGAGACCAGUGAGCUGCUCGUCUUCACUCCAGUUUAUUAUGAUUGCUACGAUCCUGGAGAAGGCAUUUAUUGGACAAAAGGCUUUCAGGUGCCUCCCAAGUUUGCCAUAUCCAAUACAGAGAACGAUUUCUUCGUCGUUGGGUGUGACACCUACGCUUUCCUCUACGACAUUGGAGAAAAAAGACCCAUCGGCUGCAACUCAGAGUGCAGUUACGGCGAAACCAUGGCAAAAGGAUCCUGCUCCGGCGCCGGCUGCUGCCGGACUAAUUUUGGGCAACCCAUUAGAAAUUACACUAAUAGUAUUGUUUUUUAUGGUAGCCGAAACGCGUCAGACGUCCUCAAAUGCAGUUAUGCGUUUUUUGCCAAGAACGGAACUUUCAACUUUUCCGACAACGACCUUGACGAUCUAGUCCAACAUAAAAGAUCUACGGUGGUACUGGAUUGGGGUGUUGAUGAGACGAAAUCAUGCGGUGGAGCCUGCAAAGAUGACGAAAGUAUAUGCGAAGAAUCACAAAGUGUCAAAGCUUACUACCUCUGCAGAUGUAAACAAGGGUUUGAAGGCAACCCCUACCUCCGCGGUGGCUGCAAAGGUGAUUAUAGAAUAUUAAUCACACUUUGA
Messenger RNA from Prosopis cineraria, 879 nucleotides. RefSeq names its product wall-associated receptor kinase 2-like. Gene Ontology annotation, molecular function: polysaccharide binding. The transcript has a single exon. Bases 1 to 879 code for a protein of 292 amino acids. The record is from RefSeq and is a predicted model, not a curated record. Lineage: Eukaryota; Viridiplantae; Streptophyta; Magnoliopsida; Fabales; Fabaceae.